Molecule: messenger RNA, 816 nt
Organism: Rhizophagus irregularis DAOM 181602=DAOM 197198
Lineage: Eukaryota; Fungi; Glomeromycota; Glomeromycetes; Glomerales; Glomeraceae
Source: RefSeq, a predicted model, not a curated record
AUGAAAAGUCUAUCAUAUAGUCAAAUAGCUCAAAUAUCUUCAGAGGAAUUGAAAGAACUAAAAGAGUAUGAGAAAAAGAAGGAGUUGUAUAGUAAAGAAUAUGUUACUCAGAGUAUUAACUUUGCUGUCAGUAAAGAAAAUAAAAAAUUCACUUUCUUAAAUAUUUAUGAGAUUUUUUACUGCUAUUUAGCAAUAAUACUUGCAAGGGAUAAAGAGAUAGUUGCAGUAUGGUUAAAAAUUUUACAAGGUCGCUGUGAAAUUUAUCUUUCUAAAAACUCUGAUUGGCUUAACAAAGAUAUUAGAUAUAUUGAUAAUAUUACAAAAUAUCUGAAAAAUAUAUCAAAAAAUGCUCCUGUGAUAUCAAAAGAUAACGAAAGGGAUUUUCUUGAGGUUGUAACGAUUAACUGCUCUAUUAAACUUAAGUCUAGAUUGAAAAAACUUCAGGAUGAUAUUGAAUUAUAUGGUGAUAAUAAACAUAUUAAAUCUUUCAGUGAUUUUCUUUCAGUUAGAGUUGUUAUGGUUGGCAAUGCAGAUAAUACAAAUAUUAUCACAAUAUCUGGAAUUUGUAAAGAGUAUUAUAAAAAAGUAAAAAAAGCUAAAGUUGAGUCUAAUAUCCCCUCAAAAUUUUUAAGACAUAUUAAAAAAGUGGCAUUUUAUAUGGAUUCUGCUAUAGAAAAUCUUGAUCAAAUCAUAGAGAAAAAAUUAGAAUCCUAUACCAAUAGUUUGCCAUCAGAUUCUAGUGAUGGUCAAUAUAUAUAUGGAUAUAUUAAAGGUUUUAGCAGUUUACCUGAUAAUAGCUUUAAUUUAUUUUCUUAA